This is a messenger RNA of Papilio machaon (common yellow swallowtail), 3543 nucleotides long. RefSeq lists its product as uncharacterized. The transcript is spliced from 2 exons. The record is from RefSeq and is a predicted model, not a curated record. NCBI's taxonomy places the organism in Eukaryota, Metazoa, Arthropoda, Insecta, Lepidoptera, Papilionidae. The coding region runs from base 1 to 3543 and encodes 1180 amino acids. Gene Ontology annotation, molecular function: catalytic activity; nucleic acid binding; zinc ion binding.
AUGAGUGACUCGAUGGUUAGUAUUGAGUCAAUAUCGGAGAACAGUCGUGGGGCUAGCCCUACUAUUAGAAAGAGACGGGGUCGGCCGCCAACUGCAGGCCAGUAUAUCGGUCUGGCUCAAGCAAAGCUGGCGCUUAAAGAGGCGGAGAGAGAAGAGAAACGACGAACAGAUGAGGAGGAAGUGGUUGCCGCUUCCCGAGAGGCCCGGGCACGUGCCAAAAAGCUAAAUCUACCGGCCCUGCCCUCCGAAGAAGAAGAGUGUCAGACGACAACCUGUCUGAGUCAGGUAAUUGAGGAUAACGUUGGCAUCAUCAGGAGAGUGGCUGCCACGUCUAAAAACUUGAAAGGUGGAUAUGUGCGAGCUCUGAAAGAUGCGGCCUCAGAGAUCUCCAAGGUAGUUCUGGCCCUUCAGAAUCGUUCCACCUCGGACGAGACGAGAAGUCUACAGGCGGAUAACGCCCGCCUCCAUGCAGAGGUUGCGCAGCUGCGCAAGGAGAUGGCUGAGAUGAGAGAGCGCCUCCUUCGGCCGAUCCCACAGAGGGAAACAGCCCCGCCGAUUCAGCCAGCUCCUCAACCGCAACAGAGGGACACUGAGGAACUAGUGCGCACUAUACUCUGUCAGGUGGGCACAAUGAUGAAUGCGAGAUUCGAGGCGUUAGAGGAACGGCUAUUACCAGAAAAAAGGCUACGCCCCUCAUUGGCGGCGGACAGACGGUCAGCGGGGACGGAGGCCUCGAAAACAAAAAGGCCAACGACGAGAGGGCAAGCUUCGGAUGAAGCUUGCAAUGAGGAGGUGGUUGAACCCCAAACCCUACCAGAAGAAGAGCCCCUGGCGAAUCAGCCUGGUCAAACCCAUAAUCAGUUGCCUUGGAACGUGGUGGUGAGGAAAGGGUUACAAAAGAAAAAACAAGGCCCAUUAAGGACCCCCACUGCUGCAGAGAGAGUAGCUAAACUCAACCCUCCGAAGUCAGCGGCAGUUGUGGUCACACUGACGCCAGAGGCUAUUGACAAAGGCAUCACUUACAAUGCCGUUAUUGCGGAGGCUAAGGCCAAAAUAAGAUUGCAGGACAUAGGCAUAACAAAUGGGGUUCGCUUCCGCGUCUGUGCUACGGGUGCUCGGCGCUUCGAAAUCAUGGGAGUAGACAGCGGUACUCAAGCCGAUGCACUUGCUGAAAAACUGGCCCAGAUUUUCAACCGCGAUACAGUCCGCGUAUCCAGACCAGUUAAGAUGACGGAAGUUAAAAUCUCCGGUCUGGACGACUCAAUUUCCGUUGAUGAAGUACUCGACGCGGUCGCAGAGGCAGGGGGCUGCCCCAAAGACAGCCUGAAAAGCAGUGGUGUGGUCAAGGAUACCUUCGGCGUGGGACACUCUUGGGUGGAAUGCCCGAUAGCAGCCGCAAAACGAGUGGCUGCAGCAGGACGCCUCUCUUUCUCGUGGGUGUCGGCCUCGAUAAAGCUUCUGGAGCCUAGACCUCUACGCUGCUAUAGAUGCUUACAAAAGGGGCACGUCAGAGCACAAUGCUGUGCAGACGUCGACAGAAGCCAGGAGUGCUUCCGCUGCGGAACAGUUGGCCAUAAGUACAGGGAGUGCUCGGCUAAGCCGCACUGCUCCAUCUGUGCUGCAGCCAAGAAACCAGCAGAUCAUCAACUGGGCGGCAAGGCCUGCUCUACACCAGCCCCCAAAAUCAUUAGACGAAAGACUGUACCUCCGGUACUUCAAGCCAAUAUAAAUCACUGUGCACGGGCUCAAGACCUGCUUCUACAGAGCAUGGCUGAGUGGUCGUCACACGUGGCCGUGGUGGCGGAACCAUAUUUAAUUCCCAACAGAGACAAUUGGACAGGUGACGAGGAAGAGUUGGUGGCCUUGGUAUUAUCUAGGACCUCCGGAUCCUUGACAUUCGGAAAUGUCAAAAAAGGCCGCGGAUGUGUUGUGGCCAGCGUAGGAGGAAUUCUGAUGGUUGGUGUGUAUUGUCCCCCCAGGAAAAGUCUUUCUGACUUCGAGGACCUUCUUAGCCAGAUCGGGACCCUAGUCGGUGGCAAUUCUCGGUUCGUGUUAAUAGCUGGCGACUUCAACGCCAAAAACGUAGCCUGGGGAUGCCCAACAACGGAUGCACGAGGGGCAGUACUCGAAGAAUGGGCCUUAACGGAGGGACUCUGCUUACUAAAUCAGGGCUCGCGCCCGACCUGCGUCCGGCCGCAGGGUAGCUCCAUCGUGGACCUUUCGUUCGCCAGUCCUGCGAUAGCUCGCCGGGUAUACGGAUGGAAAGUCUUGGAAAAUGUGGAGACGAUGUCAGAUCACCUUUACAUCCGUUUCCACAUAUCGGAGUCAUCUGUGGUUCCAGCUCGCCCGGGAUCCCGGUUGAUGAACGAUAGUAGCCCACGGUGGGUGGUAAAGCGCAUCAAUAAGGACAUCCACACCGAGGCCAGUCAGGUUGAAAACUGGAUGCCUCUGGAUAGCGUAGUAAGCGUUGAUGAGGGGGCUUAUGCGCUACGCCAAUCAAUAACCCGCGUCUGUAACGCGUCAAUGCCGAGGCAAGGUCCCCAACCGCCGAAAAAGCAGGUAUACUGGUGGUCAGUCGAAAUCGCGGAACUACGCACUGCGUGCGUCACCGCCAGGCGCCAAUAUCAAAGAGUACGACGAAGGAGACGACGUGACGAAGCGACGGAGUUACUUCUGAGGAAUGCCUAUACGGCCACAAGACGCACCCUGUGCCUCGCUAUAAGCGAAGCAAAAGAGAGUGCGCGGGAAGAGAUGAUCGAGUCUCUGAAUCGUGACCCAUGGGGCCGCCCAUAUCGAAUGGUGAGAGGAAAACUGCGAUCACGGACAUCCCCCCUGACGCAGUCUCUCCACCCUCAAGUGGUUACAGAAGUUGUGAGAGGUCUCUUCCCCCAAAAGGAACAUCACAAUCCACCUACCAUGUCCACCUCCGCAAGGAGCGAGACGACUGGGGUUGUUGAGGACAUUCCGCCGAUAACCUCGGGCGAGUUUGGCGCUGCGAUCCGUAGGCUAAACGCCAAGAAGACGGCUCCAGGCCCGGAUGGCAUACCUGGUCGUGCAUGGGUAUUAGCCGCGGACGCAUAUGAGGAAAGAGUUCUCGAGCUUAUGAAUGCCUGCCUUUCCCAAGGACGAUUCCCCCAAUUGUGGAAAAAUGGAACGCUUGUCCUUCUUAGGAAGGAAGGCCGACCCGAGAACGCUCCUUCAGGAUACCGCCCGAUUGUUUUACUUGAUGAGGUGGCGAAGAUGUUUGAACACAUCGUAGCCAAACGUCUAACCAAUCAUAUGACGGGAAGCGGUCCAGACCUUGAUGACAGUCAGUUUGGCUUUAGAGCGGGGAGGUCCACUGUGGACGCUAUAGUGAGGGUAAAAAAGAUAGCGGAGGAAGCAGCUGCCCAAGGUGAGAUCGUCUUGGCGGUAUCCUUGGAUAUCGCCAAUGCCUUCAACACCUUGCCCUGGAGUUGCAUUAGGGAAGCACUCCGCUAUCAUCGAGUGCCAGGAUACCUCCAACGCAUAGUGGCUGACUACACGGGUCAACAUGAAAUUUGA